AUGGUUUCAGAGACUUGGUUUCGUAAUCUGUGGAGAUUUCCAAAGAAACAUGAUGGUCAUAAAGAGAAAGCGGUGCUCGGUGUAUUAGCUUUCGAGGUUGCUAGUUUACUGUCGAAGCUUGUUCAUUUAUGGCAGUCUUUAAGUGAUAAGAAUGUUGCAAGGCUUAGAGGGGAGAUAACACAGUCCACUGGGAUUAAGAAGCUAGUUUCAGAAGACGAUGAUUUCAUUGUAAGGUUAAUAUGCGAUGAGAUGAUGGAGAAUGUUGAGAAUGUAGCUAAAGCUGUAGCUAGGCUCGCGAGGAAAUGUAACGAUCCUAAGUUGAAGAGCUUUGAGAAUUGUUUCAGUGAGACGAUGAAGUCUGGGGCUGAUCCAUAUGGGUGGAAAUUUGGGUGGAAGAAAAUGGAUAGAAAGGUGAAGAAAAUGGAACGUUUCAUCUCAUCGAAUGCGAGUCUAUACCAGGAGACUGAGAUUUUGGCGGAUCUUGAACAGACUUUCAAGAGAAUGAUGAGCAAUGAAUCUGCAACCGACAAUCUAUUGGAGUAUAAGAAAAAAGUUACUUGGAAAAAACAUGAAGUGAAGAAUCUGCAAGAUGUGUCUCUUUGGAACCGUACUUAUGACUAUACCGUACUUCUCUUGGUUAGGUCAAUUUUCACAAUCCUUAGUAGGACUAAACAUGUUUUUGGCAUUAGUUACAGAGGAGAUGUAAGUGAUGUUAGCUCUGCAGAUUCUGAUUUCAUUGGCCGCGCCCAUUCGGUUUCUACAAUUUUGACACCUUUGCCGCGUCAAUCUGAGACUAGCGGUCUUCCUCGAUUUGCUUCUGGUCCACUUGGAAGAUUUACCAGUCCAGCAUCAGGUUCAGUUGCUACAAGGUCCACGAAGAUGAGUGAUUUCCUUUCGGGUUCUCUCACCACAGAAUCCCCUAAGUCAGGCCCUCUUGCUGCAGAAAAGCACAAACGUUUCAAGUUUUACUCAGGUCCGCUCGGAAAGAUCACCUCCAAAUCUGGACCACUUAUCGGAAUGGGCAAAAACAACAAGAAGAUGGGACAGACCCCAGAGAGGCCUUCAAUUUCCUCAGUGAAAAAGCAAUCGAAACCCAACCGGUUAACACAGGUUGGCCCGUUUAAAGGCUGCAUGGUGUCUCACGACGGGAUUACCCCUCUCAGCACUAGGAACCGGAAUGGAGCUAGGAAUAGUAGUGCCGAACAUCAUAUUCUUGAAGGGAAUUCUAACUCUGUACACGUCGAAAACUUGGUACUUCCUUCGCGACCCAAGUUGGUAGAUGCUGCCCCUAAUACCCUUGGUGCCGCUUGUUUAGCAUUGCACUAUGCUAAUGUCAUAAUCGUUAUAGAGAGAUUUGUUGCAUCUCCUCACUUGAUAGGUGAUGAUGCAAGAGACGACCUUUACAACAUGUUACCUGCGAGCGUGAGAACAUCGCUGAGAGAAAGGCUAAAGCCCUACUCGAAAAACUUGACUUCUUCCACAGUUUAUGAUCCAGGACUAGCAAAAGAAUGGACAGACGCAAUGGCGGGUAUCUUGGAAUGGUUGGGUCCGUUAGCUCACAACAUGAUAAAAUGGCAAUCUGAGAGGAGUUACGAGCACCAAAGUUUGGUUUCAAGGACGCACAUAGUUCUAGCACAAACCCUUUAUUUUGCAAACCAGCAGAAGACAGAAGCCAUCAUUACCGAGCUUCUUGUUGGCCUCAACUAUGUAUGGAGAUUUGGCAGAGAACUUAACGCCAAGGCUCUUCAGGAGUGUACCAGUAGUAAAACCACCCUUGAGAAAUGCUUGGACACAGAUAACUAG
Messenger RNA from Arabis nemorensis, 1803 nucleotides. The record is from the annotation of a GenBank genome assembly. Lineage: Eukaryota; Viridiplantae; Streptophyta; Magnoliopsida; Brassicales; Brassicaceae.